AGCUCUGGCAGCAUUUGAUGACGUUUGUGAUCUGAAACACAAAGCCGCGUGAAAAUGCUAUUCUACUCGUUUUUCAAGUCUUUGGUCGGCAAAGAUGUUGUGGUGGAGCUUAAGAAUGACUUGAGCAUAUGUGGAACAUUACACUCAGUAGAUCAGUAUCUGAACAUCAAAAUGACAGAUAUCAGUGUCACUGAUCCAGAGAAAUAUCCACACAUGUUGUCAGUAAAAAACUGCUUCAUCCGUGGAUCAGUGGUGCGGUAUGUUCAGCUUCCUGCAGAUGAGGUGGACACACAGCUGUUACAGGAUGCUGCACGCAAAGAGGCUAUGCAACAGAAGCAAUGAUGUGUCCGCCCUGGGAAUAGUUUGCUUUUUGUUUUUGCUUUUUCCUGGACCGUUCAAAAGUCAUCUGUGGAGCAUUGUAGAUUAAAUCUAAUUUUCUUACCUGAAGCUACAUAAAAAGUUUGUAACCUGUGUUAUUUUUUUUUUAUCCCUUUUGUCUUUGAGGCAUAAGCCCAAUAAUGAUAGGCUCUGAAAUUUUUUUCAAUGAGUGGUUGAAUACAUUUAAUGAUUGUUUGAAAGGGCCUGCGCUUCACUCACCUGACGAGGUUAUAUUUUAGUUAAGUUCUUCAGACCUACAGAAACGCAGGGAUAAAAAACAUUCUUCCAUUGUCUCUGAUGGAAAAGGCUCAGUUUCAGUUCAGUUGUUUCAGUUCAUUGAUGAACAAAGUAAUACCUUGUAUUGUAAAAUGUUGAUGUCUCUGGUAAUAGUACUAUAAGCAACAGUAAAUGAUUGUUUUUGAAUUUGUGUUGUUUUUUUUAUUUUUAUUACAUCAUGAAUAUCAUGUGUUCUAGUGACAACGUGUAAUUGGAAGUAGCACUGAAUAUAAGAAAAAGAGAAAUC
Xyrauchen texanus (razorback sucker) is the source of this 901-nucleotide messenger RNA. Its product is annotated as U6 snRNA-associated Sm-like protein LSm2. Gene Ontology annotation, biological process: mRNA splicing, via spliceosome. Gene Ontology annotation, cellular component: U4/U6 x U5 tri-snRNP complex; Lsm1-7-Pat1 complex; catalytic step 2 spliceosome. The record is from RefSeq and is a predicted model, not a curated record. Gene Ontology annotation, molecular function: RNA binding. The coding region runs from base 55 to 342 and encodes 95 amino acids. The transcript is spliced from 5 exons. NCBI's taxonomy places the organism in Eukaryota, Metazoa, Chordata, Actinopteri, Cypriniformes, Catostomidae.